AAUGAAAAGCACCUCCAUCCUCAAAAAAUGAACACUUCCGAGUAAAAACAAAUCUUGCAGUGUCUUCAGUUCAAACUGACCCAUGAUCGAUACAAUAUGAGUUUCAAUACUCAAACCAUCGUGAAUACAAUGGAUUCUCUGUAUGAUGUUCCUUACAUGACUCUCUUCUGAUUCGAUUAGGUCUUUCCUGGGAAUCCCAAUCCAAACCAUUUUUAAUUGGCGACCUUCCUCAUGAACCAUCAAAAGCGCUUUUCCGAGGAGAGACGUCGAUGGCGCACAUCGAGUUUUUCUUCAGAGUGACGGUCUUCCCUACGGCCUAGACCGUCGUAUUCACCGCUCAUCACCACCAAAGCUUGGCGGAGCAGAAUCUGUUUCCACUGGAGAAAUUUUAUUCACUGCAAAUCCAGCCACCAUCUCCGACCGGCCGCCGCACAUCCAUCUGCUUUUGGUCAACCAAAAGAAAACUAAGGUUCUCUUUGAUGGGCCCUAAAAAUGAAGCCGGCCCGUCAACAUUUUCACUGUUGGGCCACAAUUGGCUCAAAUGCUUUUUGGGCCAUAAUUGGAUUGAAGGCUUAUUGGGCCAAAAUAAGAAGACACUCUUUUUGGAUUUUAAAGUCCCAUCUUUUAGCCCAUUCCUCCAGGACUAUUAUCACCUUGGUGCGAACUGUUACUGCAAUAUGCAGAUUCUACUUCGAAUUAGCUCUGGAUUGGCUGGGCGUGAUUCAACCCUUUGUGUCCCUGCGUGACACGGAUGAUGCCAUCAUGUGUGCCCCAUCUGUUGCACCGAGUGUUGUAGACAGUUUGUGGGCCGGUUUCGUCAGGAGCAACUCGUAUUCAAGAUUCAAGACCGACACUCUCGUCAACGGACAACCUCAUUCAUUGGCUCUUCAGCCUCCAGCCAGCCUCAUGUGCAGCUCCGCGACCAUAUGUGCGUACUCGUCCUCAGCCUUAGUCACCAGCCCUCCUGUAUCUUUACCUCGGGUAUGUUCAUGUCCUAUGUUGAAUGGUUCAUAUACUGUGGGAAGAAAUUGGAUGGUUGCGGUUCUGGUGGCUUUGGUUUAUUGGUUUAGAAAUAAAGUCUUGCUGUUAGUUUUAAAGUACCUCAUUAUGAGGAUUCACCGGUUACAAGUACCUCAUUAUGGAGCUAAGCUAUGCUAGAAGACCGUUUAUGGAGUGUUAUAAACAUGGUUUUGGUACUGAAUUGAAUUGUCUAGACCCAAGCUUUAGUUUGGGCGACUUGUGUGUUGUUGAUGGUUUCUGUGCAGGAGUUGUCUUCAAGGUAGAAGACGGCUGUGUAAGCAAGUUCCCGCCUUUCCAGCCAACAUCACAAAAGAGAGAACCGCCUCAAGAGACCUUGUCUUGUUUCUUCGCCGUUUCAAGUAAAGCUUCGUUUCUUGGUCGAGGUUUGGACUGGAUCAUAGAGGAUCCUUUGAUGAUCCGACAUGAAUCAUUUUCAAGACUCGUUGUGUUCUUUGUUCUAGGAGCAAAGGCACUUGCUGUAGAAGUGGCGUUUAUCGCGGCUUUAGCUUUGGUUUCAAGGUUGGCAUGUUCUUCGGAGUGUAAAGAACUUAUCCUUCUUCUCAGUUCUGGUGGUCGAGCGAGUGAGGUCGAUGGUGCCUUUGGGGAUUACAUAUUCCAGCGGCUCGUUUAUCUUACGUCUUUAUCCCUUCUUUUUCUGCUUUUGGUUGAUGUUUCUGCUAUUGUAUCUCAACCCAAAAAUAUUGUUUCUGGGUUCAUCUCCUCCAGAAAUGGAGUUUGAGUCUUUUUAAUAUAAAGUUGGUUUACAAA
Messenger RNA from Capsella rubella, 1788 nucleotides. RefSeq lists its product as uncharacterized. Bases 493 to 1158 code for a protein of 221 amino acids. The record is from RefSeq and is a predicted model, not a curated record. The transcript is spliced from 3 exons. Lineage: Eukaryota; Viridiplantae; Streptophyta; Magnoliopsida; Brassicales; Brassicaceae.